Molecule: messenger RNA, 1095 nt
Organism: Bombyx mandarina (wild silkworm)
Lineage: Eukaryota; Metazoa; Arthropoda; Insecta; Lepidoptera; Bombycidae
Biological process (GO): regulation of DNA-templated transcription
Molecular function (GO): DNA binding
Source: RefSeq, a predicted model, not a curated record
AUGAAGAUAAAAUUGCCGCGUGAUCGUUUCCCGUCGACAUCCUCGACUGAAGACAUCGAAACCGGCACCGAGUGGGACAUGAAUCGGCACAGCAUCCCACAUCCGCUCCCUUACCCACAUCCCGUCCCGGACAUGUUGCAUCCCAUGCGCCAUCCUCCCCCGCAGGCAAUCAUAGUCGGCUCAGUACGAAAACGUCGCGGCAACUUACCGAAGCAUUCGGUUAAGAUAUUAAAGAGAUGGCUUUACGAACACCGGUACAAUGCGUAUCCUAGUGACGCGGAGAAGCUUGCCUUGAGUCAGGAGGCAAAUUUAAGUGUCCUGCAGGUUUGCAAUUGGUUCAUAAACGCCCGUCGCCGUAUCUUACCGGAGAUGAUCAGACGCGAAGGUCACGAUCCCUUACACUAUACGAUCUCGCGUCGUGGCAGGAAGCAGCCCGGUGCUGCAGCAGGAGUGGGACCAAUGGUGAGGCUUUCUGCCGCCUCGACGUCUGGGUACGGACUGGGCCACGGUAACGUCACUGUAACAUCCUGGGACAGCAUUAUGAUGGAGAAUCGAGUGGAAGUUCGCAAUCACGACUAUGGCAACGAUUUGCUAGUGUAUCGUAGCGACGGAGAGCUCGGCGAGGAAGGCUACGCCAGCACUCUGAGCGAGGAGGAGGUGAAGUACGAUCCGUCCGUCUGGCAGUCUGUCAUCAGAUACGGGCCUGACGACUUGCAUCCCGCAACUAGAGGGAACCCUUCAGUCGUGACGGUGGCCACAACAGAAGCAAACGUGGCACAACAAAAGUCUGAGAUCGUCACAACAAGCGACGGCAGCACGUGGCACUCGCUGCAGCCCGUCUCGCAGCCAAGCGCACGUGUACACUCUGCCCAACUGCAUCCCCACGCUCAGAUACCGACGCACGCUCAACUGCAGAAUCUUGCCCAAAUGCAGUAUCACGGGCAGCUUCAGGCGCUUAGACCGAGACGGAUGCAGGUGGUGCCGAGCAUUGAGGACGGUGAGGAGGACUUCAAGCGCUUGUAUCUGCUCGUCGAGACGGCUGUAGCGGUCCGCCAGAGGGAGAGGGAACAGGAAGCUCUGUUACCGCAUUGCUAA